AUGUCAGACCUCCCUCUCAAAGUACGUGCUGACAUCCGCGACCAGUGGGACUCUCCGAAGGCUGCCAUCCACAGCUCUGUCGAGUCACUUGCGCAGACCCUCGGACAUAAGGUCGUUCCACAAGUGCAGUGGGCUUUGCUCUACAAUGCGGUGAAGGAGACCUUCCCGGACAAGGCCACUUUCGUGCCCACGGUUUCUCGGGUCGUGAUUGCGUUGUACGGGAGGCUCUUGUCCAGAAUCGAGAACGAGGCGCAUACAAAUUGGACCGACGAAUUGCUCGACGUGCUUGCGAAGAAACCGCCUGGCCCGGAGUGGAUGCUGCAAGUGGAGCCAUCCGGCGCAAAUAGCUCGGCACGUCGUCCUCGUGUAACCUGGAAGGCAGAUGUUGGGGCGUUCUAUCUGGAGAUUCCCAACCAUGAACCACCGAUGCAUGCAACGAUAGAUGCUGGCUUCGACCAAGACCUCGACGGUCUCUUCCUUGCGCCAGGAUCGAUUGCAACAACUCCUCUCGAUGACGACGACCGUGAAGAGUGGGCGGAGGUCACGACGGUUGAGACGCGAACAGCGCCUCCAGGAGCUCGUCUUUUGCCUUCCAAGAUGCCAGGUUCGCCUCAACCUAUCCCCAUGGCGUCAACUGUCCAACGCCUUCCAACGAUCGAGACCCUUGCCCGGCCGACGGAACUGUUCAGAGUAACGCCACCCCACACCUUGAUCGUCGAUGCAAGUACAAGCCCGCUGACCGUCCAAGGCAGCCAUCAACCCAGCUUAGAGCUCCUGGCCAACUACCUCAAGAAAUGGGCCAAAAUUGACUCUAACGACAGUCUUAAGAGGCCAGUACUGAAAGUGAGCCUGGCAGAGUCGCCCUUUUAUUUCGGAGUCAUCGACUCGAUAUCGAUUGAACCGACUUGGUCGUUGUCGAGGAACAAGGAACCGAUUAAUCCUUCGGUCCUGUUGGCAUUCAUCGAAGGCGUCCUGGGUUACAGGGAGACGUAUACAAACGGCGUCCGAUGGGUGUUCAAGAACGAUAGCAUUCUGAAGUGA
Cyclocybe aegerita is the source of this 1041-nucleotide messenger RNA. The record is from the annotation of a GenBank genome assembly. NCBI's taxonomy places the organism in Eukaryota, Fungi, Basidiomycota, Agaricomycetes, Agaricales, Hemipholiotaceae.